CUGGUACUGAGGCUGGGUCGAACGAUGUAUUAAAUCAUUGCUCGCGCACUAUCACCGGGGCAGAACAACGACGAUUUCAUGGAGCAGCAUCUUGGGUUCCGACUACAGUUCACGCCACGACAUCAAACUCGUCCUCCGUAAUUGAAGAACAACUACAACAAAGCAUAUCAACAAGGCAAUCUCGAUUGUAACGACAAACGAUCAUCACCAUGCCAUGCACACGUCUUCUCGCAAGAGCAUACUACAGCAACUCAAACAGUCCCAACUCGAACAAGACAGCUAUCGUUGUCGGUCUCGUCUGCGGCGUCCUCGCCAUCGGCAUCGGCAUAGUAACCCUCAUCUGCUGCAGCAACCGAAGCACCCGUCACGGCCCCGAGUCCCUCGUUGCACGCUCGCAAGAGCUGCGUCGCGAAAACAACGGAUGGUGGGGCGCAGCUCCACCUCACUACGAGACAGCAACAGAGCGAAGGCGCCGAAAUCUUGAGAUAAGAGCAACUAUGGGCGGCGGGAGUGGAAUCGCAAGAGGAGCGAGAAGCGGAAGGGAUGCAAGAGAGGGAGGGCCAGCACCGCCUGAGUAUCAAACGCCUGCGCCGGCUUGCCGUACGGGACGCCGACAACUAGUGCCUUCACCUCUGCCACAAGAGAAUGAUGCGCCACCGGCUUAUGAACCGCGUGCUGUCUGGCCGACCGGUGUACACGCGCCUUGAAAUUAACUGCUUCUGUCAGGCGUAAAGCAGUUUAGCGAAGGGACACAAGAUCCAUGAGCGUGGGCACCGAGAUACUUAGGGCUUCGUUCGGGCAACAGUUCAACAUGAAAUGCAGAUCAAGCUAGAGAGCAAUUGAUAAGGCAGAAGGCGGAACAAUGCCUGGCACAGACGUGCUGGCAGCGGUACCGAAUAGCGUUGUCGAGCUUUUCGAUAUGCAGAGACAAUUCGCAGGCUGAGGAAGGUGCCAUGGCCACGUACUAAACUGUCAUGAGCGUUCGAGCAAUUCACCGGUGCUCUCAAGACCACGAUGUCUCAUACAACG
This is a messenger RNA of Didymella exigua CBS 183.55, 1029 nucleotides long. RefSeq lists its product as uncharacterized. The transcript has a single exon. Lineage: Eukaryota; Fungi; Ascomycota; Dothideomycetes; Pleosporales; Didymellaceae. Bases 210 to 707 code for a protein of 165 amino acids. The record is from RefSeq and is a predicted model, not a curated record.